This is a messenger RNA of Prunus armeniaca (apricot), 3666 nucleotides long. Lineage: Eukaryota; Viridiplantae; Streptophyta; Magnoliopsida; Rosales; Rosaceae. The record is from the annotation of a GenBank genome assembly.
AUGGCAGAGGACAGCCAACGGAUUGGUGGGUUUUCUUCUGGUUUGGCCGUGAUACUGAAUGACGAGGAUAGUAAAGAGAAUUCAUCGAAGACCCAUCUUGUUUCAUACUGUGAUGAUUUUGGCCAUCAAUCAGUGGAGCGGACCUUAGAAUAUGUUCUUGGUCUCCCUAACAAAUCUUUUGGUUUGUUGCCCAGUCCAAUUGAUAGCAAUCUAGUUCGCUGCAUUAUACAGAAAGAAUUCUCUAAAUUGCAUGCCAAUUCAAGUGCUUUGGUUAGAAACAGAGAUGGAGUUUGUAUUCCUGGGAAUGGCUGUGGUCCCCACAUAGUUGGUCUUGAUGAAUUCAGUAUUCGUGGUGAUAUUAGACCUAUUAAGCCACCUUUGCUUGUAGAGAGCUUAGCAAUGUUCAGCAGUGCCAGAGCUAAUGCCUUUGUGUGGAAAGGUAAAUGGAUGUAUGAAGUUAUUCUAGAAACUUCAGGUAUUCAGCAACUUGGAUGGGCAACCGUUUCUUGUCCUUUUACUGACCAUAAGGGUGUAGGUGAUGCUGCUGAUUCGUAUGCAUUUGAUGGGAGGAGGGUUAGAAAAUGGAACAAGGAAGCUGAGCCAUAUGGUCAAUCUUGGGUUGUUGGUGAUGCCAUUGGCUGCUGCAUAGAUUUGGAUUGUAAUGAAAUAUCAUUCUACAGAAAUGGUGUCUCACUUGGGGCUGCAUUUCAUGGCAUUCGUAAGAUGGGACCAGUAUCUGGAUAUUAUCCUGCAAUUUCUCUUUCUCAGGGUGAACGAUGCGAAUUAAAUUUUGGGGCCCGCCCCUUUAGAUUUCCCAUUGAAGGCUACCUUCCCCUUCAAGAACCUCCAUCCUUAAUUCCGGUUGCUACUCAGUUGCUGUGUUGCUUGUCAAGGCUAUUGGGUAUGCACUCUGUUGAGCAGGCAAAGCAUUCUUCUGUUCAAAAAUGGAGGCGACUGAAGAGCAUAGAGUACAUUGCCUGGGGUCCAUUUCUGUCAUUCAUGAUGGAAGUGUUUGGGCAGCAGGUGCCCCAUGAUUAUUCAAGCUUAGAUAGAGUUCUUGAUGUCUUUCUGGAAUUUGAAGGAUCACAUUUGCUGUUUGAACAUUUCAUAAAUGCCCUGGCGUGUGGUUGCAAAAUAGCUCCACUGGUUCUAAAGGAGUGCCCAUGUUCAGGGUCAUACCCAUACCUCGUGUUGGCAUGCCAUAUCUUGAGACGACAAGAGCUUAUGGUGCUUUGGUGGAAAUCGCCUGAUUUUGAAUUCCUUUUUGAAGGGUUCCUAUCACGGAAGAAUCCGAAUAAGCAUGAUCUUGAAUCCAUGAUGCCUUGUGUUUCGUGGCCUGGUUCAUGUGAGGAUGUGUCAUAUGAAAGCACUAUGGUGUUGACAACUAAAGCUUUAUCUGAAGCAGUCAGUAAGAUCGAGGAGAAGCAUAGGGAUCUCUGUCGCUUGGUCAUACAGUUCAUACCGCCUGUGACACCUCCCCAGUUGCCUGGUUCAGUGUUCAGAACAUUUUUACAGAACAUUCUACUAAAGAACAGAGGAGCUGACCGGAACCUUCCACCUCCUGGAGUUUCAAGCAAUUCCGUUCUUGUUUCUUUGUAUACAGUUAUUCUUCAUUUUUUAUCUGAAGGGUUUGCAAUGGGGGAUAUUUGUGGCUGGUUGAAGAGCAGUGAAAAUGGUCCUGAUGUUGGUUUUCUUCAUAGGGGUGGUCAACGAAGCUUCCCCGUGGGUUUAUUUCUUAGAAAUGAUCCUCAUCAAAAUGAUAAUUCUAGGCUUGGAGGAUCGUUUAGUCAUCUCUCGAAGUCAAACCCUGUAAAUGAUGACGAAGCAGAAGUAAUUCGGUGGGAGGAAGGCUGUAUGGAUGAUGAAGAAACCAGAGUGACUCAUUCAAGUACAAAAAAACCAUGUUGUUGCUCAUGUUAUAAUGAUGAUUUUACAAGAAUCUCAAAGUAUCCAAUUAGAUACACAGCCAAAGGUUCUCGUGUCCAUUGCAGUCCUAUUCCAGAGAGAUCUGCUCAUGUUGCUACAGAAUGCAGUACUGGAAAUUUGAAUGAUGAAUUAGCAGAUAAACCUAGCUCUAGUUAUCAAUCUGAAUCUGAGUUUAGUUAUUGCCCAGUGCAGCAAUCGAGGUUUGUACCAAGGGAAAAUAAUAUGUCUUCAGCCACACUCAGAGAAGAAGAACUUCUAGAUGUUCUGUUGCUGUUGUAUCACAUAGGUCUUGCACCAAAUUUUAAGCAGGCAUCGUACUACAUGUCUCACCAGUUGCAGUCAAUAUCCCUCCUGGAAGAAGCUGAUAAACAAAUAAGAGAAAAAGCUAGUAAUGAGCAAUUAAAGCGUUUGAAAGAAGCCCGCAACGGUUAUAGAGAAGAAGUUAUUGAUUGUGUCAGACAAUGUGCUUGGUACCGUAUUACUCUAAUUUCUCGAUGGAAGCAAAGAGGAAUGUAUGCAACAUGCAUGUGGACUGUCCAGUUGCUUCUGGUUCUUAGCAAAGUGGAUCUACUGUUCCUGUAUAUCCCUGAAUAUUAUCUGGAAGCUCUGGUUGAUUGCUUCCAUGUGUUGCGCAAAAGUGAUCCUCCCUUUGUACCUUCAUCAAUAUUUAUCAAGCAAGGCCUUGCUUCAUUUGUAACUUUUGUGGUCACGCACUUCAAUGAUCCUCGAAUAUCGAGUGCUGAUCUAAGGGACCUGCUUCUCCAAUCGAUUUCAGUCUUGGUACAGUACAAAGAAUAUUUGGCCGUUUUUGAGAGUAAUGAAGCAGCCACACAGAGGAUGCCAAAGGCAUUGCUGUCAGCAUUUGAUAAUAGAUCCUGGAUCCCAGUGACGAACAUUCUUUUGCGUUUGUGCAAGGGAUCUGGCUUUGGUUCUUCAAAGCAUGGAGAGUCGUCAUCAUCUGUUGUCUUCCAGAGAUUGUUAGGGGAAACUUGUGUCAGUGAUGAAGAGUUGUUCUCAGCUUUUCUCAAUCGCCUGUUUAACACUCUCAGCUGGACAAUGACUGAAUUCUCAGUUUCAGUUAGAGAAAUGCAAGAGAAGUACCAGGUAUUAGAGUUCCAGCAAAAGAAAUGCAGUGUCAUAUUUGAUCUUUCAUGCAACCUUGCAAGGGUUUUGGAGUUCUGUACCCAUGCGAUACCUCAAGCAUUUCUAUCUGGAGCUGAAACAAACCUUCGAAGGUUAACUGAGUUAAUAGUCUUUAUUCUGAGCCACAUAACAUCAGCAGAAGAUGCUGAGUUUUUUGACUUGCAUUCUAUUUUGCAGGUCGCUGAGAAGACAUGGUCAAUCCUUAGAAAAAAUGGAUGCAUGGAACACAACGAUGUAGUGAGCAUCUUCGCAAGCAUGGGUUGCCUUGACAGUUUUCAUUGCAGAUUCCAAUACCUUUUGGAUUACAACUGGGCUGGAACCUUUAGAGGCGAUGCUUAUCUUGUAAAACUUGCCCAGUUAGAGAAUUUUCUUAGCCUCCUUAGCCAAUCACAAGAAAAUACGAUAUACAGGGGAGAAACAGAUGGGAAUGAUGACAUGUGCUGCAUUUGUUAUGCCUGUGAAGCAGAUGCGGAGUUUUCACCUUGUUCGCAUAGGUCUUGUUAUGGCUGCAUAACGAGGCAUCUUUUGAAUUCCCACAGAUGCUUUUUUUGCAAUGCAACAGUUGUGGAUGUCAUCCGGAUUAGUGAGAAGAGUUGA